This is a messenger RNA of Xenia sp. Carnegie-2017, 2028 nucleotides long. RefSeq names its product protein FAM177A1-like. NCBI's taxonomy places the organism in Eukaryota, Metazoa, Cnidaria, Anthozoa, Malacalcyonacea, Xeniidae. The transcript has 4 exons. The record is from RefSeq and is a predicted model, not a curated record. The coding region runs from base 313 to 1038 and encodes 241 amino acids.
UCAAGAAUCGUGCUUUUUAUCGUCAGUUUUUUUAUCAAAUACUCAUGUUGACAGUUGACACUGUUACCAUAGAAACGAAAUUUAUGAAAUUUAGAAUCAGAAGGAAAUGUGAUAAACAUUUCUUUGUAAUGUAAUUUGGUCCAUGUAAUGCACUUAUUCACUGGAUAGGAUAUAAUCAAAAAGCUGUAGUUACUGAAUUGUGAGAAAAGCCAUAAAAGAAUGAGCAAAUUUACAUAAAAAUUUUAACAAUUUUGGAAUAGAAAUUGCAAAUUUCCAAAUUUUGAAAAUGUCAAGUGGAAGACUGGUGUAGAAAUGUCAAUAAUGGCUGACGUUGUUGACGCUGAUGAAUUAAAAACUGUUCAUGUUGUCACUGAGUUUAAAGAAUCUACACAUACAAAUGUUGAUUCCACUCAACAAAAUGCUUCCUGCAAGGAAAGUAUACAACAGAAUGUAUUAGGUUCAAAAGAAGAAAUAUCAAAAAGAGUUCAAAUGGAUUCUUUAAAUUCAGAAGAUAUUGAUGAAGAUAUGAGCUCAUCCGAAUACACUUUUGAUGAUGGUGAUGACGAAGCUGAUAAGGAUGGCGUUUUGAAUGACAGCAUGAAAAAGAAAAGGAAACGUUUUAAAAAGAAAAAAACAAAACAUUUCGAUGUUGAGAGCAAUUCAAGUUCUGACAACGAAGAAAACGGAGCAUUCGAUGACACGAAUAUAAAUCCGUCUGACCUAACAUGGUUGUUGUGGAUGUGGUAUUAUGUAAGGGCUGUUUCAAGUGGUGCUCUUAAAGCUGCAGAAUUCUUGGGUGAAAAGUUGGCAGCAUUCUUUGGAAUCACAACACCAAAAUAUCAAUAUGUUAUUGAUGAAUAUUACAGACUAAAAGAUCUGGAAAAAGAAGAGGAAGAGAAAGAAAGAAAAGAACAAGAGUUUGUUGCUCAAAGAAAGUUGGAAGAACUAUCAAAAAUGGAAGGAGGCAAAGAGAAACUUGUCUACAAUCAAGUUUCUUCGUCAUUAUCAAACGCACAAUCUGCUGGCACAAUUCCAUAGAAAAUAUUUUUCUCACAGUCAUUGUUUUAGGUGCUAAGUACUUUUCAUAUUUAUCAUCUCAUUCAGACACUCUGACGUGGCGUUCAAAACUGAUGUUUUUUGAAACGGUCUUAUUUAAGACCGUUAAGUAAGCAAUUUCAACCCUGCAAGCUGACCUAAGCAUUAUACCAAACAUAACUUUAUUAAGCAUAGCUGUCAUUAGGUGUAAAAUAUGAUAAAAGCGAUCUUUAUGCCGAAAUCCCUAAUUUCAUCGCUACAUGUGGACAUGGAUGACGUUGUAUAUUUUGGACACAACUCCAUUCAAACUAUCUAUAGCAACGUUAUGUAACCUCUAUAACCUGUACAACUCCAUCCAAACUAUCUAUAGCAACGUUAUGUAACCUCUAUAACCUGUACAACUCCAUUCAAACUAUCUGUAGCAACGUUAUGUAACCUCUAUAACCUGUACAACUCCAUUCAAACUAUUUGUAGCAACGUUAUGUAACCUCUAUAACCUGUACAACUCCAAUCAAACUAUCUAUAGCAACGUUAUGUAACCUCUAUAACCUGUACAACUCCAUCCAAACUAUCUGUAGCAACGUUAAAACCUCUACAAUAUGUAAAAGUUCAGUCCUAACUAUAAGCAAAGUUUCAAACAAUUCACUUACGUUGUGUUGUGUUACACCAAGCGAUAGAGUCUGUUUUAACUAUCCUUUUCUUUUGCUAUGUUUUUGGCAGAACAUAUUGCUGUUUCGUUUAUCAAUAGUUUGUAAAAAUUUUGUUUGAAUUCUUUUUGUUUAUGUCAAACAUUUUCCUAAUAAAUCGUAGAACCUGUCAUUACUUGUUAAAAUAUGGAACAUAUGAGUUGUAGACUAAUCUCUCAGAAAUGUAGAAUUAUUUAAUGUGAAACUGGGAAAAUAGAAAUUGCCCCCUAGAGCGGAGUUUUAAUGUAAUUGUCUCCAUGUGAGAAACUUGCUUGAGUGAUGUAUUAACACAAACUUGUAAAAACAA